This is a messenger RNA of Phytomonas sp. EM1, 1299 nucleotides long. The record is from the annotation of a GenBank genome assembly. NCBI's taxonomy places the organism in Eukaryota, Euglenozoa, Kinetoplastea, Trypanosomatida, Trypanosomatidae.
AUGGCCUCUGUUAUCUGCAUUCUCGAUUCCAAAGGUGCCCCGCUUAUCUAUCGAACCUACCGGGGUGAUAUUUUGCAGGAUGUCCCCUCCGUAUUUCGUCGACGCGUUAUUGAUGAAGACGAGUCACGCAUAAAACCUGUUUUCAUUGAAGAUGGCACUACGUACACCUUUGUUCAACACAACAAUGUAUAUUUUCUUGCGGUGAGCAACGUGAACUCGUUCACACUCCAGCAAGUAGCUUUCAUGCGACGCUGUAUUACCGUCUUCGAAAGUUACUUUAAGCGCGUGAAAGAGGAGACCAUACGUGAUAACUUCGUCAUCAUUUAUGAGCUGUUAGACGAGAUGGCUGACUUCGGGUUUCCACAAUACACCGAGGGGAAGAUCCUCAAGGAUUAUAUUUUUCAGAAAGGACUCAUUGCUUCUCUAUUGAUGGACGAUACGCUAGCCUCAAAGACCCUACCCGCGGCGGUGACUGGCGUGAGUGGUGUAACGCCAUGGCGUAUGCCGGGGAAAUAUCUUUAUAGCAACAACGAAGUGCUUUUUGACGUCGUUGAGCGAAUCAGCCUGCUGGUUGGGCAAAACGGCGAAACCCUCUCGAGCGAUAUCAGAGGGUCUGUCCUAGCCAACGUGCACCUUUCCGGAAUGCCGCUCUUGCACAUGGGUCUCAAUGAUAAACUGUUCUUCGAUCUCAAUGGUCGUAGGUGUUCCCGAAACACGAUCGACCUGGAGGAUUUUAAGUUUCAUAGCUGUGUUAAGCUUAACCUCUUUGAGAGCGAGCGCAUCAUUAGUUUCAUUCCGCCGGACGGGAAAUUCGAGCUUUUCUCCUAUCGCUUGUGUAAGAAGCUGCUAUCACCGGUGAUGGUGACGUGCCAAGUCACCCGCUUUGGUACUUCGCGGGUGCAGAUCUCGGCUGUGGUGCGCACCAUGUAUCCCCCUAAAGUUGCCGCCAACAUGUUGGAAAUCCUCAUUCCAAUCCCAGCUGAUGCGGAUUCACCCUUUUCAAGUUGUUCGCAUGGGUUAUUCCACUACGACGCGGGAUCGAAUUUCUUAGUCUGGAACCUGCAUAGCGUUUCUGGAAAGAGAGAGUUCAACUGCACCGUGCAAUUUCACCUACCAAGUGUGCGCAGUGACGAGGCUCUGGCGAAAGCCCCGAUCCAAGUUCGAUUCGAGAUCCCAUACUUUGUGCCAUCGGGUUUCCAAAUACGCUAUGUGAAGGUGACAGAGAAGUCAAAUUACGAGUCCUUGGCGUGGGUGCGUUACCUUACACGGAGCGGGGAUUAUCAGAUCCGAACUGAUUAA